UUACCCUAGUGAAGUGCACAAACCUGAAGUUAGUAUUAGAUUAAGAAAAGAUAGCAUUUGUGCUUCAGCAAGUGCAAAAGUGGCACUCUUUGUUCUGUAGUGACAUUUAUUGAUUGCUCUUAAUCACCUAUUUUAACAAUAAUUUUUGUCCCUCAAAAUUGUGAUAGAAACUUUUCUCUAAAAUUACUGUGAGCCACUUGAUUCUCCAUUCUAAAAUUAAUGAAGAGUGAGUAUGAAUCCCAUAAUGACAGGCCACCAUCAUCAGAUUCUAGCUUCUGUACAGCAAAUGAAAAGAGACGGUAACCAGAAACUUAGAACCUGAAAGAGGCAGCCCAAGAAACACAGUACUUUAUGCUCCAAAGAGAAGGCCAUUCAUUAUUUACCAUCAAAGAGAGCAUGAAGAAAGAUGUAUUAGCCUUUAUAGCUCCUUCUGUAGUCUCCUUCCCUGACCCAAACACUAGUAAUGUGCCCACAAAUCCUGCUUUUAUGUGUACAUGCCAGAAGAAAAUUAAAGUCAAAGGGAGGGCCAAGGCAACUACUCACAGAAUUAAAGAACUUUCAAAGACAUAGAUACUUUCAGUAUCACAGUUUAGAAUAAAUAGGUGGAAUGCAGAAAUCCUUUUUUAAAGAUUUAUUAUGUGUGUUUGUUUGUAUAUGUGUGUGUCCUAUAUAUGUGGGUUCCUGUAGAAGCCAGAAAGGACAUUGGAGUCCUUGGAGCUGAAGAUACAGGCUGUUGUGAGCUGCUGUGUAGAUGCUGGGAACUGAACUCAGGUCCUCUGACAGAGCAGGAAUCACCCUUAACCAUUGAGCCAUAUUUCCAAUUCCUGAAGUUUUGCUUCCCUAAAUUUCUGUUAAUUUCAAAUCUCUAUUAAUAUUUUCUGUCCAAGAAUUACUUUUUUCUGUAUCCAUCAUUCAUCAAGCAAACAGAAACAACAAAACCUACCUUGUCUGUUUCACAUGGUAAACAAGAGAUUGAAAAGGAUUAUUAGAAUUAGUCUCCUUUUGGUUACUUCUUGAAAAUGGUGACCUGUGUAGAAUAUGGGUUUCUUAGCCACCCCCAAAAAGUUAACAAGAAAGCAGAUGAAUGAGAGGUGCUUGGCCCAGCAGCUCUUCUGGAAACUGAAUAGUGCAUUAAAACCUCAUCUUUGAUCAAAGUUGGGUCUCCUUAUGCUCAGUGCCAGACAUUUAUCAUCAUUGUUGUUGUCAUGGUCUCCUUCUCCUUCUUCUCCUUCUCCUUCUCCUUCUCCUACUGCUUCUCCUUCCCCUUCUCCUUCUCCGUCUCCGUCUUCUUCUUCUUCUUCGCCUUCAUCUUCUUCCUCGUCUUCUAUAAAAUAAUGCUACCAUAUUAUACUGGCAGAAACCAUCAUAACAUGCUCAUAGUAUAAUAUAGUAACACAAAAGUAUCUAAGCUAAAACCUACCGACCUACCACCUAACGGUGAUGGCAUUAAGAGGACAUCCCGUCCACAGAGCAAGGUUUACCUUUUCUGAUAAACUAGAUCCAGGCUCGGGUCCAAGUACUGGAAAUUACCAUGAGCUGAGAUUUGGGAUAUGGCUGAGUGACCCCAGGCACAAUAGUUGGCUUUUCUUUGUGUUAAUUACCUCAUGAAGUUGUUUGGCCAGGUCAGUUGCCUCUAGGACUCAUCUCCGUGAAGUGCAGAAAAAUUCUCUAGUAGCUUUUCCUUAAAGAUCAACACGUCUAAAUUUUAAAAAUUCUUUUGUUAUGCCUAUCUUUUUCCAAUUAAUAUUUAUUUUUUAAUUAAUAGUUUUCAGUUACUCUUAUUUGGCAAAAGAAAAAACAAAAAAUAAUAAAGACGGUCUUGUCCCCCAAGUAUUUAUGUUUUGAAAUUGUAUUGAUUCAUAGACAAUAGAGGGAGGCCAGAUACUUUAUUUUCAUUGCUUCUUAUGUAGAAGUUUUAUUUAUUAUAAAAGUAUACUGACUGAGGUUCAUAUCAUUAAUAACAUCUCAAACUAAAAGAUAUAAAGAUGAAGAAAAUUAAAAAGAUAUAAAAAAGAAGAAACUCUAGCUCCUUAAGCAGACGCGAGCGUGUGAGGUCAUGAUAUCCAUGGUCUCAGGUAUAGUAUCCACUUCAGAGGGCACAACAAACUAGCUUUUGUCGUAUGUGACCCAGUGUUAGUUUAUUCAUUUGUAGUGAAGAAUGAAACUUGUGGUUAGACCAGAUAGUGAAACCGCAAGACUCACUCCUUCUCCAGUAUUAAAGUCAAACGUACCAGAAGAUGUUUAAGUGGGGCAGGAGAGAUGGCUUGGAUGCAGAGAACCCAGGGCUCAAAACUUCUUAUUACUCCAGCUCCAGGGAGAUCCAACCCCUCUGCCAUCCUGCACUCAUGUGUAUAAACUAAUAUACAUAAUUAAAAUACAAAGUGAAAUAAUUGUAACAGAUUACUUAAGUCAGAGGCUUUUAGAAAAGGGCAGUGAGACCUCCAGCACGACUUAGGUGUAGGUGUUGGCUAUUCCUUCAGCCAUGUUUAUGCAGCAGUCUUGUGAAUGGACCACUGCUGUAAUAAACUGAUCUUGCUACACUGAUGCAUUGGUAGCUUGGUUCUUAGGUUAGAUUUUGGAUGUAUUUAUCUUGGAACUCUAACAUAUGGGAGUAAAUGUGUUGAAUGGAGACAAACUUAGAAUUACAGAAACCUCCCACCUCGCAGGGUUGAAGAUUAAUAAGCUAAAUCACUUAUCAUCAUACCAGACACAUAGGACAUCAUACUAAAAUCAUUCAUUUUUUAAGGCUAAGAAUAUGAACACUAAAAUUUUAUAAAAGGGAGCAACAACAACAAAGGAUCUAAGAUGAGUUUGUAAAGUCUGCCUGGGGUAAACACAGUUUUUUCUUUGUUAUUGAGAUAAAUAACCCAAACCAGUACUUUUUAAAUGUUGCUCCCUCAUCAGUUCACUAUCUUUUUUCCCCCAUCUUUAUUAAAUUGGGUAUUUCUUAUUUACAUUUUAAAUAUUAUUCCCUUUCCCGGUUUCCAUGCCAACAUCCCCCUAGCCCCUCUCCUUCCCUUCUAUAUGAGCUUCCCCUCCCCAUCCUCCCCCCAUUACCACCCUCCCCACAACAAUCACAUUCACUAGGUGUUCAGUCUUGGCAGGACCAAGGGCUUCCUCUUCCACUGGUGCUCUUACUAGGCUAUUCAUUGCUACCUAUGCAGUUGGAGCCCAGGGUCAGUCCAUGUAUAGUCUUUGGGUAGUGGCUUAGUCCCUGGAAGCUCUGGUUGUUGGCAUUGUUGUUCAUAUGAAGUCUCAAGCCCCUUCAGCUCUUUCAGUUUUUUCUCUGAUUCCUCAACGGAGGUCCUGUUCUCAGUUCAGUGGUUUGCUGCUAGAAUUUGCCUAUAUAUUUGCUAUAUUCUGGCUGUGUCUCUCAGGAGAGAUCUACAUCUGGUAUCUGUCAGCCUGCACUUCUUUGCUUCAUCCAUCUUAUCUAGUUUGGUGGCUGUAUAUGUAUGGGCCACAUGUGGGGUAGGCUCUGAAUGGGUGUUCCUUCAGCCUCUGUUUUAAUCUUUGCCUCCCUAUUCCCUGCCAAGGUUAUUCUUAUUCCCCUUUUAAAGAAGGAGUGAAGCAUCCACAUUUUGGUCAUCCUUCUUGAGUUUCAUGUGUUCUGUGCAUCUAGGGUAAUUCGAGCAUUUGGGCUAAUAUCCACUUAUCAAUGAGUGCAUACCAUGUGUGUUUUUCUGAGAGUGGGUUACCUCACUCAGGAUAUUUUCCAGCUCCAUCUAUUUGACUAUGAAUUUCAUAAAGUCAUUGUUUUUGGUAGCUGAGUAGUACUCCAUUGUGUAGAUGUACCACAUUUUCUGUAUCCAUUCCUCUGUUGAAGGGCAUCUGGGAUCUUUCCAGCUUCUGGCUAUUAUAAAUAAGGCUGCUAUGAACAUAGUGGAGCAUGUGUCUUUGUUACAUGUUGGGGCAUCUUUUGGGUAUAUGCCCAAGAGAGGCAUAGCUGAGUCCUCAGGUAGUACAAUGUCCAAUUUUCUGAGGAACCUCCAGACUGAUUUCCAGAAUGGUUGUACCAGUCUGCAACCCCACCAACAGUGAAGUGUUCCUCUUUCUCUACAUCCUCGCCAGCAUUUGCUGUCACCUGAGUUUUUGAUCUUAGCUAUUCUGACUGGUGUGAGGUGGAAUCUCAGGGUUGUUUUGAUUUGCAUUUCCCUUAUGACUAAAGAUGUUGAACAUUUCUUUAGGUGCUUCUCAGCCAUUCGAUUCCUCAGCUGUGAAUUCUUUGUUUAGCUCUGAACCCCAUUUUUUAAUAGGGUUAUUUGUCUCCCUGCAGUCUAACUUCUUGAGUUCUUUGUAUAUUUUGGAUAUAAGCCCUUUAGGUGAGGAAAUAAGUUUAAUCCUAACUAAAUAAAAAGAAAAGGGGGAAGAAUCCUUUCCCAUUUGGGGGUAGUUUAGAUUGGAAUGACAUUGGAAUUUGUGUGCACAAUGAUAAAAGGGUUCACUUAUACGUAGAUACCCUGACUUCUUGUUUGCCUUGCUUUAAACUCAUUUUCAUACUCUCCAGUGACCUUCAUGGAUUAGUGACUUUUCAAAGAUGAGCUAGUGUAAUUCAACUGAUAAUAAUUAAAACCUCAGUAAUACUGUUACAGUAUAUUAUUAUACACCUAGCUUCUAUGAUUAUAGAAGGGUCAUUUUUAUUUUUAUUUUUUUUCCUGGAGGGAAUUCUUGGGUUUAAAUGUAUUUAAAGACCCAAGUUUUCUAGCUACUUUUUGAGUGCCAUGUUAGUGUGCCGGUUUGCUGAGAGUCAGUAAUAAGCACACAGACUAAAUGACUUAACAUCAGUUAUUCACCACACUUGUGGAGACUAUAAGUCACUUUGCUGGGAGUUUUAGAGGCUAGAAGUCUGAGAUCAAGGAAUACUCAGGAGUUAUUUCUCUGAGACAUAUUCUUGGUAUGCAGAUGGCUUCUUUUUCCUUACACGCCCUACCUUUUUAUACAUCUGCAUCCUGCUUUCUUCUUAAAAGGACAGAGGUCAUGUAGGGUGAGGUCACCAAAUGCCCUCACUUAACUUUACCUCUUUAAAGACCAUAUCUGCAAAAUCCAUCAUAUUCUGAAGUCCUUAAAGGUAAGGCUUCAGCACAUAAAUGUGGGUGUGAGAAAAUAUCAACCCAUAAUGGAUGAAUUUAUGAGUAAAUUUUAUAUAACAAGCACAUAUGUUUUAUAGUCCAGAAACAUAAGCUUGAACUUUGUUUCUCAGUUAAGUAAACGUGCUAAGCCUGGCUCAGACUUCCCUCUAGGCUUUUCUCUGUGGCUUAGCUAACCACUCAGUUAAAUGUUGACUGAAAGAGUAAUUGUAUUCAUCCGCUAUGUUGAAGUUUAAUUUUAUCGAAGGAAACCAGUAGUCACUGCUAAAAAAGAGAAGUCUGUAGUUUUGUUCUAUCAUUUUUCCUUUAAUUUUUAUUUUCAAUUCUCUGUUCUCCACUAUUUUAGUCCUUAGAAUUAACUGUUUGAAAGAUGAACUUUGGGCACAAGAUAAUCCAGAACAGCAGAACGUGAGGGUUUGGACUCAUUCGUGUAGGUUUUCCCCUCUGAUGGUGUCUAUUCAUUUAGAAGCAUCAACUCUGUGCUUGUUCCAGAGAAGGUGUGUUGAGAUCCAUCUUUUAAAGGCUAUCAGAGAUAUAUCUCUUAAUGAUAGGCUUUUAGAAUGAAAUAGGAAGAUUAUUUGCCUGGAGUGUCAGCAGAAAUCUACCAGAAAAGGAGGCUGUAAAAUGCAGAGUACAGUUUUGAAUGCUACUUUACAACAAACUAAUGUGACAUAGGAAAUUUUAAUUGCCAGCUAUGUAUGUAAAUUAAUGUUGACAGUGAAUUUAUUAAAUUAGAAGCUAAUCGUAAAAUCACUUAAGAGUAUUAUUUUUGCAUCUUUGCUGGACUGGAUGUAGACAUAGUGUCAACAGAUUAAUAACUAUAAGCUUCAGAUCUUUGAAUUUUAUCUUUACAUGUAUAUGUAUGUGUGUGUUUGUGCUAGUACAUAUAUACAGUAGUAUUUGCACAUUUUAAAAAGGGUCACAUAAUAGAUGUUUUCUUUUUAUAAAUAUAUUCUAGUAUGGAUACUUUCAAGUGAGGAACUUAUCAAGUGAGGUGCUUAUUAAGAAACAAAUAGUAACUCACCUUUAUAAUGAAAUGUGUGCAGAGAGAGAAAUCAAUUAUUCUGCGCCUUCUUUGUAAUUCUAUGCCACAGACUAAUGGAAUAUUUUACUGAGGGAAUGUGACUGAAUAUGUCUUCUGUGAAAAACCAUUUGUAAUCAGUCCUGUAGAGGCACUUUAGAAACGAAGCACUAAUCAAUAGAUGUGAUAUUAUGGAUUCAGAAGUUAGAGACGUUUAUGACCACAAUUUUUCAAGCAUGCUUUACUAUUCUUGACUCUUAUUAAUUCUAAACAUUAAAUCAGUAACAACUCUAUAAUCCCAAAUCCCAAUGAAAGUAAAAGUAGAGACACACAAAUAGUACUCAUUUCUACUCUAAUGGAGACUGGGAAGGCUUUUACUUAGCAAUACUAGCUAGCAAGUGUCUCAAAAAUCAUACCAGUUGGCCCCUUAGCAAUUUGGGGAAAAGAAAAUUCUUAGCAGAGUGUACUUUGGCUGACUUAAUCAGAACUUUCCCAAAACAUGUUUGCCAUUGGUAAUGUUCCCCUUGUUACUCCCUCAGUGUUUGUAAAACAUUAAAUGACACGUUAGACUUUGUAUCAUGAGAUUAGACAUCUGUGUGACAUUUUCCCCUGGAAAGUCUGUGCUCCAAGUAUUUCAUCACAAUGUGUAUUCCAAACAUAACUUGGAGUCAGUGAGGAAGAAACAUUAGAAAAAAAUAUAUAUAUACAUAUAUAUGUAUAUAUAUGUGUGUAUAUAUAUAUACAUAUAUGUGUGUGUGUGUGUGUGUGUGUGUGUGUGUAUAUAUAUAUAUAUAUAUAUAUAUAUAUAUAUAUAUAUAUGAAGAGGCACCAUUUAGCAUUCAAUGACUACAUGGAUCUGGUUUGUAGACAUGUUCAUCAAAGUACAGUUUGCUUACUUUUCCAUAUAUGUCCCAUGUCAAAAUUCACAUGCACACAUACACAAAAUAUAAGUCAAAAUUAAAAAAGGACAUUCUCAUUUUUGAGUUCCAAACAUCAUUAUUUUUCAGUACUAGUUUACACCAAUUUUUUGUUUGAAUUUUUCAAGUUUUUAUAGUUGUAAAUAUUGUGUACCUACAGCCUAUUUUCCCUUAAUAUGAGAAAAGGUGUCUGAUUACUUUUCAAACAUUAAUCCCAGAAUUUAACCUAAAUGCCUGUAUGUUAACCACCUGAUUUGUGGUAUAUAAAUAAAGAAAUCUGAAGAUUGUUGUAGAGACUUUAGUUAUUUAUCUGUAGCUCUUACUGUUCUUGAAGGUUUGUUUUUUUUUUUUUGUUUUUUUUUUUAAAUGGGAGCCAUGUGAGUUUUCAUAUUGUCUUUGUAGCUCUUAAAUGCCAUGCUUUUAAAUAUCUGUUUUCCCCGGAAUUGAAGUAGCAUCAAUCUACUUCUAAAGAUAGAACUCAGAUUCCCGAGUCAUUCUUUUCUCGAACUGCUUUGUCUUUGAAGUGGUUAUGUAAAUAGAAUGUUCUGAGGCAGACUCCCACUUCUGUGAUGUCACUUGUCUUUCUAACCUCUGCCUGGUAAGUUGGAAAGUAGCUCAUUACCUGCUGGCUGGGAAGGUGCUGAAAUGAGCACCCAGCAGGCUUUCCUUGGGGAAAGUCCUGGCGCUGUCAGAGGCCAUUCACCCCAGCAGUUCAGCGGACUCCAGUGCUAUGCAGUAAUGGUAGAAAGGUAUUUUUGUAUGAAAACUAAUUUUAUUUUGCAAAAUACUCACCUGGUAGUUCUGAGUUAAACUGAUUUGUAUUGAAUCUAGAAGACUAAAAGUGAAAGUCCUGGCAGUUUUUAGAGUGACAUUAACUGAAGAGUGUGUCCCAGUGUUCUGUAUAAACCCAGUCCCCAGCCAAGUCUCACUCGUGCUACAUUCUCCUGAACACAGUAGCACCCUUGCUUGCCUGUGGCGUGGCAGCCCUGAUACUCCUGCAGGUUUCCUUUAGGAUCUCACCUAGAUUCCAUCUCUGUCGCGCCCUGUACUUCUAGAUACUCUUCUCUUCUGUCUCUGCUGCAUGUGCUCCGUAACCAGUAGAACUAUGUUCUCCAGAGACAUCCAAGGGUAAUGGUUGUGUUAUAUACUGUUUUCUUCUACACAUACAUACAUACAUAUUAUAGAUGAUGUAUGUAAGAAAUUAACAAUAAUGAAAACUAUUUUAAAUGCACUCUAAUAAGGUUAUAUAAAUAUAGCCUUUCUAAAAAUAUCUUAGAAGUGACUAACAGGCAGGUAGCACUGAGCAGAAACACAUUGGACAAAGAAAUGAUUCAUACCAGCUUGCAUAAUGCUACUCAGAACUUAUAAAUUGUAUUUCUAGAUUUUUUCCAUUUGAUAUUUUCAAAUUGAGAUGUACCCUUGGCAACUAAAACCAUGGAAAAUGAAAGUAGGUAAAAAGUAGACAUAGGCAUGGGUCAUCAUCAUGACAAAUUCUGUGUGACCCCACACUAGAUCAGUAGUUCCUUGAGGUCAAAGCCUCAGGUUGUCUUAUCCACUGUGCUCAGCAAGACCUCAAGGUCAGGAAUUAUUGAGUCGUGCCAAGGCCCUAGAACAGGAUAAGCCUUCAGUGCCAGGUUUUCUGGGGAGAGAGCAUCUCCUCAAAAGUUCUUGUCUGAAGUUUAUGCUGUUUCUUGUGGAUUCGAUUAAUUAUCUUUUCUCUUCCUUUGAACUGCAACUGACUUGCUGACGGAAUGCUAAACCUUCAGUUUUGAACAUUUGGGGCUGGGUAGAAGGGUUUCUUUUUCUUGGCGCUGGGUCAUUUGUUUGUAGGUACAAAAUGGCUGACUAACGUCAAUAUAUAAAUUGCCUAAAGUUUUCAUUAGUUAUCAUUUUCUUAUAUUUGGAAUGAACAUAAAAAUACUGUAAUGUGUAUUCUGUAAUGGUGAAAAGGCAUGAAUUAAACACUGAUAUGUUUACUAAAUUGUUAGCAUGGGAGUCUGAGAGAAAACAGAAUGGACAUAGUGGCAGUUGGUGUAGAUCAUGUCACACACGGCCUAGCUUCACAGUAUCUUGGCUCACGGAUGGUGACUACAGCCAAAGGUUUUCUUUAAAACAAGUGAGGUUUAGUAAAGAUUUAUAGUGUAUUUGAAGUUCUUUUUAAAAAUGCAUGAAACUGACCACCACCGGCUUUGAUACAUAACCCAGGAAAUAUAAAGAAUAUGGCCAUCUUUCCAUUUCAAAAGCUCAUAGAUGAAAUCUCAGUGGAUUCUUUGACAAUGUUUGAAAGGUUGUUUUUUGUUUGUUUGUUUGUUUUGUUUUUUCUUCUCAUUUGACAUGCAGCAAGGACUUAUGGGCGAAGGAGAGGUAACAUCAAUGUUUCUCACUUUUGAAUGUAUCAGUUCUGUAUAGAGAGAGUUGGGCUUACCCAGUUUGUGGGGAAGGAGUGAAGGGCAGUGGCUGGGCUUGACCUAUAUGGAAUCUGCGUUGUAGCUAGAGCUGUAGACAUUCUAAUUGAGGAGACUUAGAGAGCUUGAUAAUUUGGAUUUAAAUUCUCUAUAUUAGAUAUUUAGCUUACUUAUAGCUAAAGAUUUGCCUUUUUAACUCCAUAGAGGAAUUUAAGAAUUUUUGUAAAGAUUUGAAUAUUUAAAGGCUAGACUUGUCUGAAAAUUAUCUCACUAAUUGGAGAGUCAUUUAUACUUAAGUAACCUACAUGAGCUUGUUUUACUAAGUAAACAUAUACAUGUAUUUAGUUUAAAAUAUGACGGGCUGAAUAAAUAAGUAAUUCUACAAAUGCUUCAUGAAAAAAACAAAGGAUUCUAGAGACUCGUUUCUUAGACAUUCCUAGCUAAACUUAAUUUUCUUCUCUGUAAUACUUUUGCUGUUUUAUAAAGACCAUUGAGUCACUUAGACUAAAAAUGUGAUUUAAAAAAAAUCAUUCAGAAAGUUAUCUCCAAUUGUAGAGCUAUUUUGAAUCAUAAUUUACUGACAGCAUAUAGGAUAAAUUUAUGACAGAAACACUGUUGUCUGUGCUUGGGAAUGGGACUGACAACUGAGGUAACCAAAGAGCAUGUGAGCGCUCCGAUGAGGGAAGAGACUUGAGAUCACUCUUAGAGGACCAUUGACAGUUCCUCAGAGAACACCUAAAAGUGAACAGCAGUCAGCAGUCUGCACCUCGGUGCUCUGCUCUGAUACAGACGUUUCUAUUUCCUGUCAGGUCAGUCUUCAUUGUUCCCGAUGGAGGAUGGGUUCCUGGAUGAUGGCCGUGGGGACCAGCCUCUUCACAGUGGUCUGGGCUCGCCUCACUGCUUCACUCACCAAAACGGGGAGAGAGUGGAACGGUAUUCCCGCAAGGUGUUCGUGGGUGGAUUGCCUCCUGACAUUGACGAAGAUGAGAUCACGGCUAGUUUCCGUCGCUUUGGCCCUUUGAUUGUGGAUUGGCCUCAUAAAGCAGAGAGCAAAUCUUAUUUCCCACCAAAAGGCUAUGCCUUCCUGCUGUUUCAAGAUGAAAGUUCUGUCCAGGCUCUCAUUGAUGCGUGCAUUGAAGAAGAUGGAAAACUGUACCUGUGUGUGUCAAGUCCAACCAUCAAGGAUAAACCAGUGCAGAUCCGGCCCUGGAAUCUCAGUGACAGUGACUUUGUGAUGGAUGGCUCACAGCCACUUGACCCACGGAAAACGAUAUUUGUUGGUGGUGUUCCUCGACCAUUACGAGCUGUGGAGCUUGCAAUGAUAAUGGACCGGCUGUAUGGAGGCGUCUGCUAUGCUGGAAUCGAUACUGACCCAGAGCUCAAAUACCCAAAAGGAGCUGGACGAGUAGCGUUUUCUAAUCAACAGAGUUACAUAGCUGCUAUCAGUGCUCGCUUUGUUCAGCUGCAGCAUGGAGAGAUAGAUAAACGGGUGGAGGUUAAGCCAUAUGUCUUGGACGACCAGCUGUGUGAUGAAUGUCAGGGGGCCCGUUGCGGGGGGAAAUUUGCUCCAUUUUUCUGUGCUAAUGUUACCUGUCUGCAGUAUUACUGUGAAUAUUGCUGGGCUGCUAUUCACUCUCGUGCUGGCAGAGAAUUCCACAAGCCCCUGGUGAAGGAAGGUGGCGACCGCCCUCGGCAUAUCUCAUUCCGCUGGAACUGAAGAGCGAACGACUCCAGGGCUCCUUUGCAGGCCUCAGAAGAAGUGCGUGCCCUCUUCUGUUAAUUCCGACUCUUCCUCAGCCUCUUCACGCUGGCAUGGCCUGUGCAGCAGUGUGUAACUAACAGCCGUAGAAUGAAAAGAACAACCUACAACAUAGGUCUUUUGUAGACUCUCGUGUCACUGCAAACAGUAUGUUCCAACUCCAUUUUCACAUUGCCAUUAUGUUGCAUGCAAGUUUGAAUUCUCUUGUUUUGCUGGAGGCCAAGAGGAUCCAAACUUGCUGUAGCAUUUUCUUAGAGGAGAGAAAUAUUAACAGAGAAAUGAGACAAUAUUUUUGGGGUUUUAAUUGCUGGUAAUGAUAUAAGAAAACUUUACUGCGAUAACCACCAACAGUAACACUAUUGUCUGUUCUGACACAGUCUCCCCAGGGAAGGGCUCUUGUUUCUUUUCUUUCAUUCCUUCUCUCUUUCUCUCUCUUCUGUCCCUUUCUAUUCUGUAACAGCAGUGGAGGAAGUUAGCAGUUAUUAACAGGAAAGAGUAUGUCAGAGCGAGCGAAUGCAUGAGUAAGACUGAGCAGCGUAACCGUCAGAGCUUUGAGGCCGAGUAUAGCUUGACCAUGCCUCAAAUGCCUUCAUACAUCAGAAAAAAUAAAGUAGGCCAGCUGAGUUUAUUUUCUUUGACAUAAUUGUUAAAAUUCCGAAUGUAAGAAUUGGGUGACUUUACUACUGAGGGGAGUGUGCUUAUUUAUUUAACUGACUUCCUAAUCACAGCCCCAGGAAACCUACCAAAGCUAGAAUUAAUGAUGUCUGGUGGGAAAACAGAAGAACAAAUACAUAAAUUUUAUUUUUGUUGUUAUAUAUAAACUCUAUAUCCUAAUUUACUAACAGUCAUCAGGUGUCAGCCUUUGCUCUCCAUUUUGACAUUAAAAACAACACAUGUAGACAUACCUCAAGGAUAUCGUUUUUGACUUCGUGUUACACUACACUUGUAGCCAAAACUGGAAGAUUCAAAACAACAUACAGACCAGCUGCCCAUUGGCCUCGUUUUCCAUUUGAAGUUACUUUGGAAUCCUGUAAUUUAGUUGUAACAUAGAAAAUGUGGGGGGGAAAGGUUAAAAAAAAAAGUCAAGUAGUUGCAAAGUGUUUUGCACUGUUGAACUAAGUAAUUGUGUAAAUCUGUGCAAAAGUCCGUAUGUUUAUCUUGCUCUUCCUAUAAGGUACAAUAACAUACACUUUCCGAACUUAGCAUGGGACAUAGUGUUUGAAGUGCCAACUUCAUCAAGUAAUGCAUGCUUAUUAUAAAGACAACCCUAGCUUUGAAAGAUGUUCUUAUGUCUGAACAGUCUGCUUCGGGGGCUAAUGUAAAGCCGUCUCUUGAAGCCCUGGUCAUGGAAGUGACUUUUGGUUUAAUUGACAUUCUCUUCGUAAUGCCCUACCGUAGUUCAAAGGAUUACAUCAGUGUGCAAAGCAUUCACAGUGAGCAACAGUCUAAGUGCAGUCUUGCUAGCUGUGCUGCCUAACAGUACCAUCCUGGAUCCUUCAGAACCAAAGACUUGCCCGCAGUGCUGUCUGCAGGAAAAGCAGCCCUUGAUUCUUAACACAGGCUUGAAUGAGCUACACCCGUUACGUUCCAAAGGUCAAAAUGGGGGAGGCACUUGCUGUCUAAGAGUCCAACAAAGAAAGAGGGAGCACUGUUCGCAGGAGCACCCUGCUAACAGAACAGCGAAGCAGCUGGGGUGGAGGCGCUGUCUCUCUCGUAGCUGGUCAGGGACGUUUCUUCCUUUCUCCUGAACUACGCGAUUCUAAUUGGAAUGUUCAUUUGCCUCUUUCUUCCUUUAAUGCUUGUAGGUGGCUUGGGGUGUGCUAUCGUGCUGUUCCUACUCAGUAAACAGGUGUGAUGAGUUAACAAGAAAUAUCACUGCUUGAGGACUAGCUUUGAAUAAUACUUUUCCCUUUGUACAUGACCUGCUGAAUUUCGGUACAGUGUUUUGUAGCUGACUUAUUUUGUCAUGCACAUGAUGUAUAUUUGUUAUGCACUACCUUUGUAUAUCUUGUUUUUCCAACAGUGAACAUUUUUAGGCACACUUUUCACUGACGGGAUAUCUCUUUAUGCAAUACCUCAAUUUUUCAUAUUGCAAAGAGUAGCUUUUUGUACUUUUAUUACUGAGAGAUCUUCAUAUACUUCAUUUUUUAAUAUAAAUAAUUUUAAUAAAUUUUAUUUUCUUAUAUUCUGCUUUUUAUACAUUUCAGUGCUCUGCAUACAUUUUAAAUUAUGAAUGUUGUGCACUGGCAAUGCUAUUUUAGAGUCUGCAGAGAAGAGAAAGCAUGUUGCUUAAACAUCCUUCCCCAGCACCAGCUACUGGUGUACCUAUAAUUUAAGAAAUAGUCUAUGUAAAGUCACAAAUUAAUGGAAAAAAUUCGCAUGAAAAUGACAAGAUAACACUGUAGUUCCUCAAAAAGAGAUUAACUGCAUAACCAUAGGAUAGAAAUUUAAAACCACAAAAUUGUCUACAGCUUCUUACUAAGUUUUUUAAAUUAUUCAUAAAAUGCAGACAUUUUGGGUGAAUGUUUAAUCAUUUUUAAUCUUAAUUAAUUGAUGUUACCUGUUUGAUUCAGAGAUGUCUGCUCUUUUAAAUUCUAUAUAAUAAAACGAGAUCGCCUGGCACAGGACAGGUGUGUAAUGUUAGUAUGCAUGACUAAUGUAAGAAAUUGUUAUUCUGCUAAUAUUUCCUUGUGAUUGUGUGACAAGCGUGUUUACAGAUGAUUGGUUCACUUCUUUACAGGGCAUAAACAAUGAUUAUCUAUUACUCUGAACUUUAUGAUUACAUGUCCUUCAGAUUACAUGGGAUUGUAGUUGGGAGUUACCAUGUAACUCAAACAUUAUUAACAUGUAAUUAGUUUACAGGUUUUAGGGUAUCACUUCAAUUUACCAAGCAUGUAGUUCUAGCGCACUAGCAUGGCACCAGCCAUGUAUUUACAAUGUAGUUACAGAGUAAUUACAUGGUUAUUUUUGCAAUGUAAAAUAAAGUGUUUCUGAUUAUUUUCUAUGUAAAGGACCCCCCACCCCAUCCCCAUCCCCUGGCUUUGGUAUAAUAUAUUUACUUCUCCAUACACAGACCUCUGCAGAAUGCAAAAUAAAACUUGCAGUGAAUGAACUUAGCAUUUUAUGAGAGUGCUGUUGGAAAGACUUGAUAAUUCACCCCUUUUGUUUUGAAGAGUCGAAUCUUCUGUUAAAAGGUGAUUUAAAACUUGAAUGUGAUGAAUUGUGGCGAGCUCACUCCAGUUAUGUGCAAUACUUAUCUCACACUUUGGAAGAUCUUUGCAGUGUAAUUCUUUGUUUUUAAUUGCAGACAUUAAAAAAUGUCAUUUUCUACUGUUAAGAGUAAUCCUCUUUCUUGCUGGUGUUUCUAAAGAAAAGAAUCAGAAAUCAAUCUUUCUACUAAUGUAAAUUUGAGAUUAUUUUUAAAAAUGGAAUAAAAGAGGUUUUGGUCAUUUGCUUUAUUUUAUUAUCUUAUUUUAAAGCUACUGUGAUUGAUAGCAUUGUAAGAAUUGGGACAAUAUUGUAUUCAACUGUUUUAUUUUUUAUAUUUUUAAAAUUUAAAGUAUAAUUAGUUUUUAUAAUUUCAUCAGAUUUUUGUUAUAUUUUUUGGAAGUGAAACUUUUAGCAAGUGGGUGUCUGGUUUUUACUGCUCCCUAAUUUCCCAGUGUAUUGCUCACACUAUCAGAAGGCAGCGUUAUUUAAGUGUGUCAGUUAAUUGUACUACUUGGCUGAAUUUCCAUAUAGUUUUUACUGUGUAUGGGGAGGUUGUAGUAUUUAUUCUAGCAUUUUAAAUAAGGGUAAUUCAUUUUUUUAUUAAAGUCAUUUUCACCUUAAGUUCCUAUUUUUGUAUGUUCUACUCUUAAGUUAUAUAACACAGUUCCUUUUUUAAAAGAGUUCAUUUGUUGAAGUGCUAGUGGAAAAUUAAUGUUAUUAAAUAGUUUGCAAAUGACUAUUUAUACCAGUAUGCAUAUAAUUUUUAAAUAUUUGUAAUGUGAGAUGUUGAAUGAAUAAAACUUUUAACUCAGA
Molecule: messenger RNA, 15212 nt
Organism: Rattus norvegicus (Norway rat)
Lineage: Eukaryota; Metazoa; Chordata; Mammalia; Rodentia; Muridae
Source: RefSeq, a predicted model, not a curated record